This is a messenger RNA of Leptinotarsa decemlineata (Colorado potato beetle), 2097 nucleotides long. RefSeq lists its product as uncharacterized. The record is from RefSeq and is a predicted model, not a curated record. Lineage: Eukaryota; Metazoa; Arthropoda; Insecta; Coleoptera; Chrysomelidae. Gene Ontology annotation, cellular component: nucleus. Gene Ontology annotation, biological process: regulation of transcription by RNA polymerase II. Gene Ontology annotation, molecular function: RNA polymerase II cis-regulatory region sequence-specific DNA binding; DNA-binding transcription activator activity, RNA polymerase II-specific.
GGAAAAUUUCUAAAUAUCACUGCUGUCGGCUGUCCACUGUCGCACUGGCCAAAUAUUCAUCGCAGAUAAGUUUCUAUCUAUAGAACAGAACAAAAUUAAAUUAUGAUGUUCAUCCAUUCCUUUUACUAUUUUCGUUCUAACCUUUGUUUGUAUUUCUAUCUAGCACGAGAAGAGAUAACGGACCAGUAAACACCAAAUCUAAUUAAAAAAACAAGUCUUGGAUUACAGCAUGAUUCACAAUCAGACCAAACUGUAACCAUCCGAAUCGAGCUGGCUAAAUGCGCCUAUAGGGAAGCAAAGGCCAAGAACUUUGAAUGAAGUGAAGUUUCUAUCUAUGUUUGUACUACAGAUCUAUAUAUUUUUUUGUUUAUCAAUACCAACUACAGUCGAAUUUAUUCACUAACUGCUCUUUUAAAAAUUAUCUGUGUUUGACAAUGGCUAGCGGUGAAUGUGGAGUGACCAUUGAGGACAACAUGGAUUCUAUUUCAGAUGAAGAUAUUCUUGAUUUGAAUUUAGUGAAACUUGAGCCACAUGAAGUUGAGAGGUUUGGUGAAUGUGAAAUGCUUGAUAGUGAUUCCUUUACUGAGUCCAUCUCUAUAGAUUGCAAUGAUGAUACCAAUCUCAUUGGUGAAGAGAAAAAAAUUAAAAAUGAAGGUGAAAUGGACAUUGUCUAUGAAAAUAUUAAAACUGAGAUUUUGGAUGAGGAAAAUGUGCUCGACGAUAUCCAAAAUGAGGACAUGAUUCAAGAUGUGAAGCCCCUUUUCCCAGAUUCUGUUGCAUAUUACAAUAAGAAAAAAUACAUUAGAAAAAAGUUAUUUCAGUGUAAAAUAUGUUUAAAAUAUCUCUCCAAUAUUUAUACUUUGAAAGUCCAUGAAAAAACUCAUAAUGGACCAAAAACGUUUCAAUGCACAAUCUGUACAAAAUCUUUCAAUAAUAAUAGUGCUUUGAAAGUUCACAUGAGGAGUCAUACAGGAGAGAAAUCAUUUCAGUGCAAAAUCUGUUUAAAAUCUUUUAUUCGAAAUAGAACUUUGAAGGUUCACACAGGAGGUCAUACUGUAGAAGAGGAAAGACUGUUUCAAUGUACAAUCUGUCCAAAAUGUUUCACUCAAAGUAGUGAUUUAAAGAUUCAUGAAAGAAGUCAAACUGGUGAAAGACCUUUCCAGUGUAAAAUCUGUUCAAAAUCUUUCGCUGUACGUUAUCAUUUGAAAGUUCACAAAAGAAGUCAUACUGAAGACAAACCAUUUCAAUGUAAAAUCUAUCAAGAAUCCUUCAUUCAGAGUAGAACUUUAAAAGUUGAAGAAAAACAUUGUGCUGAAGAAAAACCAUUUCAGUGCAAUAUAUGUUCAAAAUCUUUCACUCAAAGUGGUAUUUUCAAGGUUCAUAAAAGAAGUCAUACCGGAGAGAAGCCAUUUAAGUGUAGAAUCUGUUCAAAAACUUUCACACAUCGUGGUACUUUGAAAGUUCAUGAAACAAAUCAUACUGAAAAAAGACCAUUUCAGUGUGCAAUCUGUCCAAAAUCUUUCACUCAAAGUAGUGAUUUAAAAGUUCAUGAAAGAAGUCAUUCAGGAGAAAGACCUUUCCAGUGCAAAAUCUGUUCAAAAACUUACACUCGAAGUGAUCAUUUGAAGGUUCACGAAAGAAGUCAUACUGGAGACAGGCCAUUUCAGUGUAAAAUCUGUCCAAAAUCUUACACAAAUAGUAGUGCUUUGAGAGUUCAUGAAAGAACUCAUACUCGAUAAAAACCGUUUUAGUGUAAAUCCAGUGGAUUUUUUUUCUCGGCAUGGUGCGUGGAAGUUUAUGAAAUGAAUCAAUAUGGAGAUGUCAAAAAAAACCCUUUUGAUGUAAAAUAUGUGCAAAGAUAAACUUGCAUUGUUUGUAAGAGAUAUUAUUCUCAAAUUUCAUGUAAUUAUUUACUGGUUCACGUUACUGGUGUAUCUAAAUAAUUAUAUUCAAUUUUUUACUUAGAAAUAAUGACUAUGUGCAAGCUAUAUCUACUCUCGUCUCAUUGAAAUAUCUACCAAUCUACAUAUGUAUAGCAGACAUAAGGACUAUGUAACUAGGGGUAAUAACAUGCUCAUAAACUCAAUUCAAUCGAUA